Molecule: messenger RNA, 3136 nt
Organism: Grammomys surdaster
Lineage: Eukaryota; Metazoa; Chordata; Mammalia; Rodentia; Muridae
Gene: Flcn
Product: folliculin
Exons: 13
Coding region: 514-2253 (579 amino acids)
Biological process (GO): negative regulation of transcription by RNA polymerase II; positive regulation of TORC1 signaling; positive regulation of transforming growth factor beta receptor signaling pathway
Cellular component (GO): cytosol
Molecular function (GO): GTPase activator activity
Source: RefSeq, a predicted model, not a curated record
GCUUCUCCGCGGGACGACAAGCGGUGCGGAGGGGCGCGUGUGGCCCAGGGGCUCGGAUUCUUGGCCUGGAGGCGCUAACGUGGCACAGCGAGGCUCGGCACAUCCUAGUCGCCUGUUGGGGACGCGGCGCCGCUUGCUCGGGCUAAUCGGUGGUGUUGACUACCCUCCGCUGGCCUGCGGAUGGUUGGGUCCGGCUGGGUCACGCGCUAGGUUCGGUGCAAGGGCCUGCGGAACGGACUAGCACUUGGCGAGGGGCUGAGCGGUGGCGACAGCCUUGGGACAGUGGCGAGCGGGUUCCGGCUCAGCAUCCGGGAGACGGCGGCGAGCGCCCCAGCUGGGUUGGUGUUGGGCCAUAGGGCUGAAUGGAAAGCGGGGAUGACAACCUCAAGUCUUUGAAUUCGAGUGCAGUUCGAAUACCUGACUCAUCCGGCCAGCCUUGUACAUGUUCUGAUGUAGGCAGGAUGGUGCAGUUGUGAUCUGUUAAGCGGAAGGCCUCCGCCAUUCUCCAGCACCAUGAAUGCCAUCGUCGCUCUCUGCCACUUCUGCGAGCUCCAUGGCCCCCGCACGCUCUUCUGCACUGAAGUUCUACACGCUCCUCUGCCCCAGGGUGCCGGAAGUGGGGACAGUCCUGGCCAGGUUGAGCAGGCUGAGGAAGAGGAGGGCGGCAUCCAGAUGAGCAGCCGGGUCCGUGCCCACAGCCCAGCCGAGGGUGCCAGCACUGAGUCCAGCAGCCCUGGGCCCAAGAAAUCAGACAUGUGUGAGGGCUGCCGGUCACUUGCUGUAGGGCACCCAGGUUAUAUCAGUCAUGAUAAAGAGACCUCCAUUAAGUACGUCAGUCACCAGCACCCCAACCACCCGCAGCUCUUCAGCAUUGUCCGCCAGGCCUGUGUCCGGAGCCUGAGCUGUGAGGUAUGCCCUGGUCGUGAAGGCCCCAUCUUCUUUGGUGAUGAGCAACAUGGCUUUGUAUUCAGCCACACCUUCUUCAUCAAAGACAGCCUGGCCAGAGGCUUCCAGCGCUGGUACAGCAUCAUUGCCAUCAUGAUGGAUCGAAUCUACCUCAUCAACUCGUGGCCCUUCCUACUGGGGAAGAUCCGCGCCAUCAUCAGUGAGCUCCAGGGCAAGGCCCUCAAGGUGUUUGAGGCAGAGCAGUUUGGAUGUCCACAGCGUGCCCAGAGGAUGAACACUGCCUUCACGCCCUUCCUGCACCAGAGGAAUGGCAACGCUGCCCGCUCCCUGACCUCCUUGACCAGUGAUGACAACUUGUGGGCGUGUCUGCACACUUCCUUUGCCUGGCUCCUGAAGGCAUGUGGUAGCCGGCUGACAGAAAAGCUCUUAGAGGGUGCACCCACAGAGGACACCCUGGUGCAGAUGGAGAAGCUUGCUGACUUAGAGGAAGAAUCAGAAAGUUGGGAUAAUUCCGAGGCUGAAGAGGAGGAGAAAGCCCCUGUUACGCCAGAGGGUGCUGAAGGGCGAGACCUGACGAGUUGCCCAACAGACUCUUCCUUUCUCUCAGCCUGUGGGAGCUGGCAACCCCCAAAGCUUUCCGUCUUCAAGUCCCUUCGACACAUGAGACAGGUCUUGGGCGCCCCAUCUUUUCGUAUGUUGGCCUGGCAUGUCCUCAUGGGAAAUCAGGUGAUCUGGAAAAGCAGAGAUAUGAACCUGGUCCACUCCGCAUUUGAAGUCCUCCGGACCAUGCUGCCUGUAGGCUGUGUCCGAAUCAUCCCUUACAGCAGCCAGUAUGAGGAGGCCUAUCGCUGUAACUUCCUAGGGCUCAGCCCUCCCGUGCCUAUCCCUGCUCAUGUUCUGGCCUCGGAAUUCGUAGUUGUUGUGGAGGUACACACAGCUACUCGCUCAAACCUCCACUCUGCUGGAUGCGAGGACGACCAGUCCCUCAGCAAGUAUGAGUUUGUGGUGACCAGUGGUAGCCCUGUGGCUGCAGACAGAGUUGGGCCCACUAUCCUGAAUAAGAUUGAAGCAGCUCUGACCAACCAGAACCUGUCUGUGGAUGUGGUGGACCAGUGCCUCAUCUGUCUCAAGGAGGAGUGGAUGAACAAAGUGAAAGUCCUGUUUAAAUUCACCAAGGUAGACAGUCGCCCCAAGGAGGACACGCAGAAGCUCCUGAGCGUCUUGGGCGCAUCAGAGGAGGACAAUGUUAAGCUGCUGAAGUUCUGGAUGACAGGCCUGAGCAAGACCUACAAGUCACAUCUCAUGUCCACAGUCCGAAGCCCCACAGCUGCAGAGUCUCGGAACUGACUCUGAACACCUUCUGGAUGGUGGUGUACAAACCAGCUCUGUGGGAAAGGCUGCCCUUGGGUUUCUGACUGCUGGAGUGAAGCCCUAUUUGAGGAGUGAAGACUUAAGGGCUAGGCUUCACCCUCCUUCUGAGGCUCUCUCAGCCCAUGUUGAAAUGUAGGGAACACAGAAACAGUGGUCCCUCUGCAUCAGACUGCCCUGUCAGGAACUGGUGAGAUGUGCUCUGUGCUUCCUGAGGACAAAGGCUGGGAACUGAGAGGAGUCGAUCAGUCUGCCUCUGAGGCCUUGCUGUUGCAGGGUGUCCUCGUGGGGGUUAGGACAACACCUUCCCACCGUGGAAGACAGCAAGCAUCCUGAAUCGUUCGUCUUUGGGUUGAUGGUUUCUUAGGUCAUGUGCACACCUGUGGCCUCUGUUCAGCUCGCCAGCUUGUGGAUACAUCAAAACCAUGGUUGUUUUGUUUGUUUUUGUUUUUUUUUUUUAAUUUUAGUUUUUGAGUCAGGGUCUUAUUCUGUAUCUUAUCCCAGUUUAGAACUCACGGUGUGGCCUAUGCUACUUUCAGACUUGUAGCAAUCCUCCUGCCUCGGCUUCCCAAGUGCUGGGAUUACAGAACUGAGCCAUCAGAGCAUUACAUUGCUUUCUUUGUUGCUGCUGUAGCAUUAACCAGCGACUACAGACUAUGACCGUGUUAAGAUAGACCACCUCUCACCAUUGCAGUUUAAUAAGGAUGGAGCUUGGAAAGAUUUCCUGAAAGCCUUCCCAGUUUGUUUUUAUAAUAUUUUUGGUGUUUGUUUAUAUUUAACAUGAAGACUACGUUUAUGUCUCUUGGUCUCUGUACAGUUGCAAGAAUGUUGAAACACAAUAAAUCUGUAUUUUUGUAAACCA